Messenger RNA from Cucurbita pepo subsp. pepo (vegetable marrow), 600 nucleotides. Lineage: Eukaryota; Viridiplantae; Streptophyta; Magnoliopsida; Cucurbitales; Cucurbitaceae. The record is from RefSeq and is a predicted model, not a curated record.
CCUUUUCCAGAAAACCCUAAAAGAGCUUACCAGUUCACCAACCUCUCCCUCUCUUGUUUAUUCGUUUCUCUCAUAUCCUCAGUUGUCAGCGCCGUUCGCAUCACAUUUCUUCUUCUCACGGCUUCUACAAAUGCCGAAGCAAAUCCAUGAGAUAAAGGACUUCCUUCUGACUGCAAGAAGGAAGGAUGCGCGGUCAGUUAAAAUCAAGAGGAGCAAGGAUGUAGUGAAGUUCAAGGUUCGGUGCUCAAAGUACCUUUACACGCUCUGCGUCUUUGACUCUGAGAAGGCUGAUAAAUUGAAGCAGUCUCUUCCACCAGGUUUGAGUGUGCAAGAUCUUUGAACAAAGUAGUGUGGGUGACCUUUCUUUGAACAAAAUCAAUCAGGAGGCUGAAAAGAAAAACGUUUGGCAGUAGUCAGUCUAUUUCUUUUCUUAUUUAUUUUCAAUCAUUGAAUGAAUGAAUGAAUGUCUUAAUUUUUAUAGGGACUGCUGGUGUUCUUGGCAUUAAUAGGACUGUGUUUCUUUUAUUCUAUGAACCUUUUCAAAUUUUCGACCGUCUGAGAUUGGUUUGUCGUUGAGUCCAUUCCAAACUUUGAUUAUCA